AUGGCCGCUGAACAAGGUUUCUUUCAGCAUUAUUUUACGACCUACCGACGACCUACUCGACGCUCGCUUGUCGCGCCUUUCAACCUCUGGAAGAGGUCAAAAUCGACACGGAACUCGAUUAAAUCCACAGCUGAAGCCGUGUCUACGCGCACUUCGACGGAUAUGGAUUCACAACCAAGUCUGACGAAUGGCUCGUCGAACCACCACGAUUCGCCACCAGCGGAGCCGACAUCCUCGUUCGACCCCGACAUAUUUCGACGAUAUUUGGUUGCAUUGCUACCGCCAGUGAUAGGUGCCCAACCAUCGGAUCUCGAGUCGUUGUUCGACGAUGAGUUCAACGAACGGGUGGCUCGAUUUGCUGCCGAAACGGGAGGCGUCAUUUACGUUGUGCAAGUUAAGGAAGAGAGUGAAGACGACUCAACGCCCAUUUACACUUAUCACCUCACGUCACUGCUCACCUACCACCCCUCACACCUAACCACAUUAGCACUGAUCAAACGCGGACCUACACUCGACCCACUGACGCCACUUGCAUCCCAACUUCACUUUUUGAACUUGUUUGGAGGGGAGGAGACACCAUACGAGAGCUUGCACGCUGUCGUGAGCUGUGGAGUGAAACCAUGGUUCGAUGCUUUCGUCGGGGCUCGAGGUACAGGGAAGGAUGGCGACACGAAAAUGGGUAUCCCAAUGACGAAGAAGAAGUUCGCUGAGCUAGAGCUAUCUUUACUACAUCUACAGCAAAAUGUCGAGAUCCCAGAAACACACCUCAUCAUCCACCCUGUCAUCCAACGAGCCGUCGAGCAAGCUACCGCCGCCGGAACACGACCUAAUAUCUCACAUAUCCCUGCCAAGCUGCUAAACGACAGUUCAUUCCUCAAUACGCUACAUGGCCAUGUCAAUGCGUGGAUCAAGUCUAUCCAAUCCGUCACGAAGCUAACAAGAGAUGUUUCGUCGGGAACAGCGUCGCAGGAGAUCAACUUUUGGUUAAGUUUGGAGAGGGCACUGGAAGGCAUCGAGAACCAGCUGCGGAGCGAGGAGGUCAACAUGGUCAUGGACUGCCUACGAAACGCGAAACGGUUCCAUGCCACCGUCAGCUUCAUCGCAGACACAGGUUUGAAGGAUGCAACAGACUUAGUUCACAAAUACAAUCAGCUAAUGAAAGACUUUCCCCUGAAUGAACUCCUUUCCGCCACCGACCUCGACAAAAUCCAAGAAUCCCUUGUCCUCAUCUUCGGUCACAUCAACCGCAAACUCCGCCUCUCACCCUACCCCAUCCGCCGAGCCCUACCCCUUGUUGAAGCCAUCUCGCGUGACUUCAACGACCAACUUCUUCGCAUCCUCACCUCACACCGACUUCCAUACACACCAUACGACACCUUCGAGCGGCUUCUAUCACAAACGACGAACAUCUUCCGGACAUGGGACGACCAGAUCAAGGAGUUUACGAACGUCGCACGCGAGGUGACAAGGAAACGGAACGAGAAAUUCAUCCCGAUCAAAGUCGCCCCCGCUCAUGCGAAGCUGCAGGAGAGGACGCGGUACCUGAGGGACUGGAGGAAGCAGCAUGAGCAGCUGGCUGUGAUGACGGGACCGACGAAGGGUCUGGGGGGUGUUGGGAUGGAAGUAGGUGGGAUGGACAUGGAAGAGGAGGUUAAAGAGGCGUAUGAGGUCGUGAAGAGGAUCGAUGUGCUAGACGUCAGCAUUGAGGGCACGGAGAUUUGGGUGGCAGCUGAGAACGCGUACAACGAGCGGGUGUCAAGAGUGGAGAAUCAAAUCAUUGCACGACUGAGGGACAGGCUGGGUACGGCCCGAAAUGCGAAUGAAAUGUUCCGUGUUUUCUCGAAAUUCAAUGCCCUUUUCGUGCGGCCGAAGAUUCGUGGUGCUAUUCAAGAAUACCAAACUCAACUCAUCGACUCGGUCAAGGAAGACAUCAAGCAUCUACACGAGAAGUUCAAAACCCAAUACCGAUUCUCAGAAGCCUACCACAUGUCCCAAAUGCGCGACCUACCACCAAUAGCAGGAGCCAUCAUCUGGGCCCGACAGAUUGAACGGCAACUCCAAACCUACAUGAAGCGUGUCGAAGACGUGCUGGGUAAAGGUUGGGAGCACUACGCCGAAGGCCAAAAACUCCAAUCCGAAUCUAGCGCCUUCCGUAAAAAGCUGGACACACGGCCGGUGUUCGAGGCAUGGAUGCAGGACAUCAACCGGCGGAACAUGGGCGUCGACGGCCGGCUGUUCGAGAUCGUGCGCCUGCGCGGAGGCGGCUUUCAGCUCGCGGUCAAUUUCGACCCGCAGAUCAUCACCCUCUUCAAGGAGGUGCGCAACCUGCUGUGGCUCAACUUCCAGGUGCCGCAUGCGAUCACGAAUAUGGCGAAAGAUGCGAAGAGGGUGUACCCACAUGCUGUUAGUCUGAUGGAGACGGUCAGGACGUAUGGCCAGACGCUGGAUUUGGUGGAGAAUAAUAAGGGCAUUGAGUGGUUGGUGGCGGAGUAUAGGAAUGAGUCGCAGAGAAUGAUCAGCAAAGGCAUGAACAUCCGAUGGGACCACUUCGUCACCAACCAAUACGACACGUCAAGAUACGUACCUAGCGCCGAUGGACGGGAUAAUCGCCACAUCCAGUUCGUCAGGGAAUUCGCCAGUGUGGUCUCAGUGCUGCAGGACAAGACGAACAACGUUAUCGACCUAUAUAAGGACAUCCUACGGGCUGUCGAGGAUCUUGCGACAUGUUCGUACACGCCUGAAGCAUUCUCCGAACUCUUGGGCAAGAUCCAAGCUGCUAUUGACCGUCUGAACCUGGAAGGCUAUGCCAACCUCGACUACUGGGUGGCCGAACUGGACAAACGAAUCGAGGGUAUCCUCCUGCAAAGACUGACGCACAUAAUCCAAGCGUGGUGCUCCGAGUUCGAUCGGACAGACGAUGGCGAUACCAGGAGGGAUGUUGCGCCGCUCAGAGAUAUCACAAAUAAGCGGAGAGGAGAUAAGAGGAUUAAGGAGGAGAAGUUCAUGGAGGGCCAUAUGACGCUCAAGCCCAUCGUCCACGAAAUCCGGAUACAAAAUCAAGUCAUCUUCCUGGACCCACCUAUAGAAUAUGCGCGAGCAACUUGGAUCAAGCAGCUGCAUGACUGGCUUGGGGUUGUUUGUCGGCUACGGCGAAUCCAGAGCUCGCGGUAUGAGAUUGGGUUGCAGAUGCAGGGUUCUUCGGCGGUGGAGACGACGUAUACUUCCCUACUAACGAAAUUCGCCGACAACAGCACCCUCGAGCGACCAUUCGCUCUAAUCGAGACCAAGGUCCAACACCUGAAAGACUACGUCGGAAAAUGGCUGCAAUUCCAAUCGCUAUGGGAUCUCGAAGCCGAAUACGUGUUCAACCGCCUCGGCGACUCGCUCGCCAACUGGCAGCAGCUGCUGACCGAGAUCAAGAAGGCCCGGUCGACGUUCGACACCUCGGACACGCAGAAGUCGUUCGGCGUGUGCGUCAUUGACUACGAGCAGGUGCAGGCGAGGGUGAACGCCAAGUACGAUGCGUGGCAGAGGGAUAUCCUGAGCAGGUUCGGAGUGAAGCUGGGCAAUGCGAUGAAGGAGAUGCAUGCGUCGAUCCUUAAGGCGAGGAAUGAUCUCGAGCAUCAUUCGAUAGAAGGCUUGGUUGGUGGCGGCGGUCGACGUUUCUGA
Molecule: messenger RNA, 3669 nt
Organism: Cyclocybe aegerita
Lineage: Eukaryota; Fungi; Basidiomycota; Agaricomycetes; Agaricales; Hemipholiotaceae
Source: the annotation of a GenBank genome assembly